CGUCUGCACCGCGCGCGGUGUAGCGACGGCAGGGGGCGCUGCGGCGCGCGCCGGGGCUCUGGGGGCGUGGUCUGACGAGCUGCCCCGCCUCUUCGUGAGCUCAUCAGCACGCGUCGCAGUCGCGCCGAGCCCGGCGUCGGAUUUGCAGGCUGGCGGUGUAGCGGUGAGUUGGAGCGCACGGCGGUUGGGGACGGUGGUCGUUGUGGCCGCUGAUGGCCCGGGUCGGAGGGCGGGUGAGCGAGAGCGGGCCGGAAGCAGCUUGCUAGCAGAGCUGUUUGGCCUUUUGUCCUUCAUCCUUGGUUAAGGAAAUGACCAACCAGUACAGUAUUCUCUUCAAGCAAGAGCAAGCCCAUGAUGAUGCCAUUUGGUCAGUUGCCUGGGGUACGAACAAGAAGGAAAACUCUGAGACAGUGGUCACAGGAUCCCUGGAUGACCUGGUGAAGGUCUGGAAAUGGCGUGAUGAGAGGCUGGACCUGCAGUGGAGUCUGGAGGGACAUCAGCUGGGGGUGGUGUCUGUGGACAUCAGCCACACCCUGCCCAUUGCUGCAUCCAGUUCUCUUGAUGCUCAUAUCCGUCUCUGGGACUUGGAAAACGGCAAACAGAUAAAGUCUAUAGAUGCAGGACCUGUGGAUGCCUGGACUUUGGCCUUUUCCCCUGAUUCCCAGUAUCUGGCCACAGGAACUCAUGUGGGAAAAGUGAACAUAUUUGGUGUGGAAAGUGGGAAAAAGGAAUAUUCUUUGGACACAAGAGGAAAAUUCAUUCUUAGUAUUGCAUAUAGUCCUGAUGGGAAAUAUCUGGCCAGUGGAGCCAUAGAUGGAAUCAUCAAUAUUUUUGAUAUUGCAACUGGAAAACUUCUGCACACACUGGAAGGCCAUGCCAUGCCCAUUCGCUCCUUGACCUUUUCCCCGGACUCUCAGCUUCUCGUCACUGCUUCAGAUGAUGGCUACAUCAAGAUCUAUGAUGUACAACACGCCAACUUGGCCGGCACGCUAAGUGGCCAUGCCUCCUGGGUGCUAAACGUUGCGUUUUGUCCUGAUGACACUCACUUUGUUUCCAGUUCAUCUGACAAAAGUGUAAAAGUUUGGGAUGUUGGAACGAGGACUUGUGUUCACACCUUCUUUGAUCACCAGGAUCAGGUCUGGGGAGUAAAAUAUAAUGGAAAUGGCUCAAAAAUUGUGUCUGUUGGAGAUGACCAGGAAAUUCACAUCUAUGAUUGUCCCAUUUAAACACCAAAGUCUUCCAGGCUCAUGCUGCAAAGAGAAUGUACAGAUUGACUGUGACAUUACUACCUUUCUAGGCUUGUUUAAAGGGAAUAGAGUGUUUAUUGUAGCAGAGACUUAAAUUUUGUAGAUAUAUGUUUUCAUGUUUUAUGGAAACGCUGUUCAUACUUUAACAUAAAUAAAGCAUUCUUAAUGCA
Molecule: messenger RNA, 1417 nt
Organism: Carlito syrichta (Philippine tarsier)
Lineage: Eukaryota; Metazoa; Chordata; Mammalia; Primates; Tarsiidae
Gene: SKIC8
Product: WD repeat domain 61
Exons: 11
Coding region: 309-1226 (305 amino acids)
Cellular component (GO): Cdc73/Paf1 complex
Molecular function (GO): protein binding
Source: RefSeq, a predicted model, not a curated record